Messenger RNA from Sitodiplosis mosellana (orange wheat blossom midge), 3245 nucleotides. RefSeq names its product tachykinin-like peptides receptor 99D. The coding region runs from base 918 to 2825 and encodes 635 amino acids. Lineage: Eukaryota; Metazoa; Arthropoda; Insecta; Diptera; Cecidomyiidae. The transcript is spliced from 9 exons. Gene Ontology annotation, cellular component: membrane. The record is from RefSeq and is a predicted model, not a curated record. Gene Ontology annotation, molecular function: neuropeptide Y receptor activity. Gene Ontology annotation, biological process: G protein-coupled receptor signaling pathway.
AUUGAAGCGUACGGCAUUAAAAUCGGUGCUUUCCCAUAGAUUUCUUUCGGUUGGUGGGCAAUUUUUUUUUCUUUUUUUAUACUUUUAAUUGAGUCGGUCAGAUAAAAUUCGAUUACCAUAGCCACUUGUGAAAUCUGUGUUUCCACAUCAGCGAAUUUAUUUUUCCUCCAACAGGAAAAUAAGUGAAUCCGGUCACACGAAUCGCAAUCAAAGAAAUAAAAUUAAUAAAAUAUCAAGAAAAAAAAACCAUUAUCAGCGGCGCCAAUUCAUAACGAUAUUUACGUGUUCAAAUUGAACCAGAUCUCUUUGAUGAUCGUAUGGAAAUGAUAAAAGGAAGUGAUUGAAUUUUUUAAAUGAAUUUUCAAAGAAAAUGAUAGUUUGAACAAUUUUAUUGAGAACUCGAUAAAACCGGUCAAGUGAUCACAAAGAAAACAACAACGGAAAAAAAACUAUUGACAACUUAAAAGGGAAAAAGAAUAAUGACUAGUGCAUUUACGUCAAUUCAUUUUGCUAAUUGAUUCGGACAAAUAAAGGCCAGGGUGAAAAUUAAAAGAGGUGGAAUAUAUUGAAGAAGAAAAAACUAAAACUUACUUCCUUCAGUUUUAUGCAAUCAAAUUGGUGUGUUCCGCUGAGCAUUAUACGCCGAUCAAAUCGGAAUUUGGCUGCAUUUAUCUGUCUAAAUAACCGAAAAGUGAUUAUGUGGUUUAUGUGUGUGUAGUGUGUAAGAGUAAAAUUACAAUUGUGUGAGAAAGCAGCAGCAGCAGUCGAAAGGGGAAAGAACACAAAACACCCAUUUCAAAAUUACCGUCAAUAAACAGAACAAACAUUUUCUAAUAAGUAAUCUACAACGGCACGUACGAUAGACGCAAGAGAACGAACGCAUUCAACGUGAUCGUCCAGACAAAUCGCGACGCAAGAUGGACGCGAAUACAACGAGCGGGUUUGGCAACAUUGUACAGAAUAGCAGUCGUGUUUUGAAUAUGUCAGAAAUUGAUUUGGACAAUGAUAUUUUGUACGAAGUGCCUAUCGGAAUUAUCGUCUUAUUAUCUAUAUUUUAUGGCAGCAUAAGUAUAAUUGCGGUGAUUGGCAACUCACUGGUAAUUUGGAUCGUAGCAACCACUCGACCAAUGCAAACAGUUACAAAUUUAUUUAUAGCCAAUUUGGCACUUGCUGACGUUGUCAUCGGUAUGUUCGUCAUACCAUUUCAGUUUCAGGCGGCGUUGCUUCAGCGAUGGAAUUUGCCCGAGUUUAUGUGCGCUUUUUGCCCGUUUGUUCAAACGGUUAGCGUGAAUGUGUCGGUGUUCACACUGACAGCGAUUGCUGUUGAUCGUCAUCGAGCCAUCAUUAAUCCACUAAGAGCUCGGCCGCCCCGUUAUAUAUCCAAGAUCAUAAUAGCUUUUAUAUGGGUUAUAUCGCUCGCAUUUUCAAUACCAAUGGCGAUUGCAUUGCGUGUGGUUAAAGAGAACAGCUAUCAAGUGUUGCCCGAUAAAACUAUUGAAAAAAUCGAGUAUCCAUUCUGUAACACUGGCAACAUGGAUGCUGAGAAAUUCCAGCAGUAUCGAUACUAUUUGGUGUUCGUACAGUAUUUCAUUCCAUUUGGAGUCAUCAGCUUUGUCUAUAUUCAAAUGGCCAUUCGAUUGUGGGGCUCGAAAACUCCAGGAAAUGCCCAGGAUACACGUGAUAUAACAUUGAUGCGAAAUAAAAAGCGGGUCAUUAAAAUGUUGAUUAUUGUGGUGCUAUUGUUCGGAAUUUGCUGGUUUCCACUACAAUUGUACAACAUUUUGCACGUCACGUGGGAUGGUGUCAACGAAUAUAAAUACAUCAACAUCGUAUGGUUCUGCAGUGAUUGGCUUGCAAUGAGCAACAGUUGUUACAAUCCAUUCAUUUACGGCAUUUACAAUGAAAAGUUCAAACGUGAAUUUCGGCGUCGGUUUCCUUUAUUUCGCUUCACAUUCGAGCAUACGGACGUAAGUGAGAAGAAUGUCUCGAUGUAUACACGCGCCAGUUCAAUUCGCUCAAAUUACACGACCACAUCAACCAAAACGAAAUUCAUGAUUCCACAGCGCAUUGUUGGUGGAAACGAUUCACUACAGCAUUAUAAUGCGCUUCACAUUGCCGAUCCGCCAGUCGUCAAGAACAACAAUGUAAUGAACGGAAAUCAUAAUUGGACUGUAAAGUCAUCAUGGCAAUCAGCAUUCAAUCAGUCACCGGUGGUGGCAAAUGGUACCGUUGUCGAAUGGCAGGAUAAGAAAUGUGUUUGCUUUUCAAAAAUCUAUUGCAAGGGUACGGAUCAUCCGGGCUGCACCGCCACCACCACCACAACGACAAAGACGACGGCGAUACCGUUGACAUCGGCGCAAAACAAUAAAAACGCACUGCUUGAACCAUUAACAAAUAACGUAAAAACCGGUUCAAUCUAUUCGCAUGACACGGCGAAAAACUGCUGUUGCUGCUGCCAAGGGCGAAAAACUAUUUGCAAAGAUAACAACAUUUUCGACAGUGAACUGUGCUGUAUGCCAAAAACGGCAGCCGAAUGGGAACAAGUGAACUUGUGCAAGGCGGAAUGUAGUGCCAACAAUAAACAUUUUAAAUGCGACGAACGUGACGAAGACAUCGACGACAAUGAUGGCGACGAUACGGAUUUUCGAAAUGAAAUCAUUCGCAUCAAUAACAUUUAUAACAAUUGCAAUGCAAAUGCAAAUACCAACGCCAAUGACAAUGCCAAUACCAAUGCCGAAGCGGUGCCCGGCGAGAAUUUUCACUUGCACGGUUUCAACAAUUCGUGUAUAUCAUUGAGCAAGUAUAAAAACGAUAUUAAUCUGUGAUUUUUAUUGAAUGAUUAAUUGAUUGCUGUGUGUAGUAAGUGUGAGUACUGUAACAUGAAAUAAAAGAAGCCCAGAAAUUGCAUUUCCCUUCGAGGGAAAUGUGUAGAAAUUUACUGAGCAGUGAAAAUCAAUCGAUGUUUUCUCGAUAUUUGAUCGUCGUGAAACUUGCCAUCACGUCUCGUGUUAGUUUAUGUCCUUCUCCCCCUUCAAACCAAACCCCUACUGUAUUUUUCUUAAUUUAAGAGUAUCGAUGUUGGAGGUCUGAAAAAAAUUGUUUCAGAAAAAAAAACAAAAAAAAAAAACAAAAACAGAAGUGUUGACGAGGCGAAAGAGAUUAAGUACAAUGUACAUAUGCUCUUUUUUUAUUUAUAUGAAUUUAUUGUAUAACUGUAUGUUCGGUUUUAAAAAACCAGAGAAAAA